AGCUAUAGUCCAGCUAUAUGCACACCCACUUCACCACCGUCGUACAAACUUCUUGGUAGCCCUUGGCUGCCAUGCUUCAACUCACAAAUCUUGGCCAUCACCACUGAUUUGCGUGGUCCCAUCUUAGCCCAACGUACCGGCUCCCGACAAACGCUUCUCACCCGUCCAUCGGGCCCACCAGAAAAGCUUGGUCGUACAUACAUAUCUGCACACCACUACCCUUUCUUUCUUUUUUCCCUCAGCUAGAAUUAACUCGCAGUGCGCACUUGGCUUUCUGGUAGCCGUCGCAACAUGCUUGCCCCACGUGCGACGACGGAGCCAGAGAGGCCCAACCUUGACACCAACGAAAUCAAACAAUGGCGCUCCAUAGUCACGCUCAUUGUCUUUGUUCUGACAAACAUUAACGUCUUGUUCCCUUUCCACAUACCCAUCUACAUACCCCGGCCAAUAUGGACUCUAUGCCUCGACACCGUUAGUGCAAUGCGCAUCAUACCACCACCCCAACAUCCAACCAGAGUGCACAAUGGCCGACCUGGUAGCUAUGUGCGAUUCGACUUUCCCAUGAAUUUCAUCACUGCUCCUCUGAUAGCCGAUCUCUUCCUGCUCGCCAUCCUUGCCAUUGGAGAAAAAGAAGUGCGUGGUGGUACCGUUGGUGACCAAGGCAUUGUCCCCUAUGAUAUUAUGCUCUUCUUCCUCUCCCUCGCCUACAUUGCUAUUUCUGUCGAUGCCUCUGGUUUGAUCAGAUGGCUGGCUUUCAAGGUUUUGCAGAAAGGAGGAAAAGUAGGCCACAGGCUGUUCUUUUAUCUAUACGCCUUCUUCUUCGGACUUACAGCUCUUAUCGGCAAUGAUCCUAUUAUCUUGUCAGGCACUGCUUUCUUGUCUUACAUGACUCGUGUGUCAAGCAACAUUAAGCAUCCAAGAGCAUGGAUCUUCACCCAGUUCUCCGUGGCCAAUAUCGCAUCCGCAAUCCUCGUCUCCUCCAAUCCCACCAACCUUGUCCUUGCGGGAGCGUUCAAAAUUACCUUUAUCAAGUACACAGCAAAUGUCAUUGUUCCCGUCCUCGUGACAGGCAUUGUUCUAUAUCCCUUUUUGCUGUACAUCAUCUUCCAUGAUGAAUCUCUCAUCCCUCCUGCGAUCAAGAUGGAGGAUCUUCCAGAGGAGCUCAAGAACAAGAAGCCAGUGAAUCCAAACAUUCCGUAUGCCAAAGGUGGACUCGAGGACAGCGAGGUUGACCCUAACAGCGACGACGAGCAAGAAAAGAAACAAUCUCUGGAAGAAGUCUUGAAUCCAUUCCUCGACAGAAAAGGCGCCAUGUUCGGAGCGGUUCUCAUGGCAGCCACUCUAGUAACAGUGCUUGCUCUCAAUGCAGCAUCCACAGGCACGCACGAGCGCCCUGUUUUCUGGGUUACUCUACCCGCUGCAUUCGUCAUGCUCUGCUUCGACCUCACAAUGGGCUGGCUCAACCGAAAAGAGACAAGAAGAAUCGCCCACGAAGGCCGGCAGAGAAUGGAGACCGCACUCGCAGAAAGAGAAGAGGCAAGAAUAAUGUCUGUUGCACAAGUGGAUCAGGAUGCAAUCACACCACACCCUGUUCAACGAGAAAGCCAAGUCCUAGACGAGAAAGCCCAAUCAGUAGCAGACGACGCCAGCCACACCACAAGCGGAGAGCAACAAAUAACACCCUCAUCAUCCGCCGAGCGCAUGCCCCGAUCAGAAGAAAAACUCGAGCCAACCAAAAAACCCGUGCCCACCACUCUCACCUCCCUCAUCCACAACGCCUACAUGUGGGCCCAAGAAACCUUCCCAACAACAAUGACCGUAUUCCACCAUCUCCCCCUAGCCCUCGUCCCCUUUGCUUUCUGCAUGUUCGUCCUUGUCCAAGCCCUCGUAACCAAAGGCUGGGUCCCUGUUUUCGCCUAUGGCUGGGACCACUGGGUCGAGAAGACGGGGACCGUUGGAGCAAUUGGCGGUAUGGGGUUUGUUUCUGUUAUUUUGUGUAAUUUCGCAGGCACAAACAUCGGUACCACUAUCCUGAUCUCGCGUGUCAUCCAAGCGUGGGAGGAGAUUCAUCGACAGAAUAACCGACCGAUUUCUGAUCGCACAUUUUGGGGAACUAUAUACAGCAUGGCCAUCGGCGUAAACUACGGCGCCUUCAGUCUCGCCUUCAGCGCCUCCCUCGCCGGCAUGCUCUGGCGUGACAUCCUAGGCCGCAAACACAUUCGCGUCGGCGGCCUGGAAUUCGCUCGCGUCAAUCUACCCAUUAUCGCCAUUACCAUGGUCGUCGGGCUUGUGGUGCUGAUUGGCGAGAUUUAUAUCAUUAGGGAUAACAAGCCUUAUUCGCUUGGUUGAAAUCGCGGCUUGAAGCGAAAGGUUCUAUUGGAACUGAGGGUUGUCCAGCGAUGUCCACGCAUGCGGAUCUGAAGUUUGAGGAAGGCGGGAAGACGAGAGAGGCUGGAGUCGCGGAAGAGACAUACGCAACGUUUCCUGCUUCUAUGUAGAGCAGCGAAGACGAAGACGAGUCGUGGUGUGGGGCACUGUGUGCGAGAUGGCGACGAAAAAGUCGAAAUGCGUCGAAGCAACGGCGUCGAAGAGGGUAAGAAUGGGAAUUGGGCAUAAUACGUGGUAAUGAUACUAGAUAGACUGGGAUAGGGGUAUAGACAAUUGAAAUCGAAACUUUAAAGGGAAA
Messenger RNA from Bipolaris sorokiniana ND90Pr, 2686 nucleotides. RefSeq lists its product as uncharacterized. Lineage: Eukaryota; Fungi; Ascomycota; Dothideomycetes; Pleosporales; Pleosporaceae. The coding region runs from base 292 to 2349 and encodes 685 amino acids. The record is from RefSeq and is a predicted model, not a curated record. Gene Ontology annotation, biological process: transmembrane transport. Gene Ontology annotation, cellular component: membrane. The transcript is spliced from 5 exons.